Molecule: messenger RNA, 4684 nt
Organism: Leucoraja erinaceus (little skate)
Lineage: Eukaryota; Metazoa; Chordata; Chondrichthyes; Rajiformes; Rajidae
Exons: 13
Coding region: 737-4003 (1088 amino acids)
Biological process (GO): regulation of apoptotic process
Source: RefSeq, a predicted model, not a curated record
UGACUUUGGGUGCUGAAUGUACGCAGCUUGUACUUUCUUCCUGUGGCCGUGUGGGGUUUCUCUGGGUUCUCCGGCUUCCUCCCACACUACAGCGUUGAAAAUCUGUGCAACUCAUCAAUGAGCAGAUGCUGAAUCAUUAGAGAUACUUGAUUAACCAAACCUGAUCACUGACCCUGACCCUGUCGAGUGCUCAGCAAAAGCUGUCAUUUCAAAAGGUCCAUUUGAGGUCAGGAAGGGAGUGAACGUGCAGUAUGUGACCUCUGUGAUAGUGUGAAUUCAUCAGAUAUGUGUGUAUCUGUUUGUGCAUGUGUGUGUGUCUAUGUGUGUUUGUGUGCCCGUGUGGGGUGUCCUUGUGUGGCUGUGUGUGUGUAUGCGUGUAUCUGCAUGCCGCAAGUCUGUGUGUGUGCGUGUGAGUGUGUGUGUAUGCGUGUGCCUAUGUGCAUGUGUGUGACUGCAUGUAGCAAUUCUGUAACUGCCCCACAUCGGCAGUUAGUUAAAUUCUGAACCUCACGGUUUUUGGUUCCUACUUGAAAUAGUAGUGUUCCUAAGGGGGGAACUAAUUGCCGACUUAGUUUCCAGGGGGGCACGGUUGUGGGCGCACACAGAAGCCAUGACUAAGAAGAAACCAAGAAAUACUUCUUAAGUAGUAAGCAGUGGACGAGUCCAUCAGUUUAUUUCACGAAGCAGAUAACAGAUUACCUUGAACUCUUGCUGAGACCAGAAGUUGUUUUUAAAAAUGGACAAAUUUUUUAAGCAAGCGGGCAAAGAACUGGAGAAAGUUGCAAGAGAAAACAAGGGUCGUUUACGCAGUAUUGUUAAUCAUAGCAAGCUGACAGAAAGCGUUGGAAACAUAUUGGAGAUAGCCAGAAAAGAACCAACAGAAAUCGACAAAGCAAUCAGUGAUGUGAAAGAACAUUCAGAUAUUGCCAAACCACUGAGUGAUGCCAAUGACAUGUUUGAGUCAAAAAGUUUAAAUAGAAAACUGGAGAUAAUCGGAAAGAAAUAUAUAGUAGACAUGGUUAGAGGGGCUUUGGAUAAAUCAACAAAGACCAAUUGUGCUGACGGGGUUAGUCAGCAGGUUGGUGAAUCACCAGACACAGGCCAAGGUGAACCUAUCGCAACCAACACACUGCCUGAAGCUGGAAACGCAGGAGAGAUGGAUGAACUGAAAGGGAAGCUUCACAGCCUAUUUCAGCAGGGGAGGGUGCCAUUCGAUGUCAGGACGCUGGCCGUCUGUGGCUACAGGAGUGCAGGGAAAACCACCCUGCUCCGCAGGUUGCUGAAUGAACCAUUUCGGGAGGAUGAGCCCAUUACAGACGGAAUACGGAUCGGACAGAUUGAUGUCCAAAACUGGAAAGAAAAGAUAGAUAAUCCAAGUGAUGAUCUGACAACCGCGAUUGCAACCUGUGUUUUAAACACCAACAAACAAUCUCUCAAUGGAACAAAUACAGAUCAAAGCACCACUCCCUCAAAUGAAGAGCCGAAGACCAUCGGUGAAGAUGUCGUAUUGAGUGAAUCUUUCGCCAAUGAGAUCCUGAUGAAGAUGAAAGGCUCCAGUGAAGACACAGAAGGUUUCUCCGUGUUCAGAUACUAUGACUUUGGAGGCCAUGUUGAAUAUCAACAGAUGCACAUGCCAUUUCUACCACACAAUGCUGUCUACAUACUGGUUGUCAACCUAAACUUGGCGAUGAAUGACUCAUUGCCGGCAAAGGAAAGACCACUUCGAGGACAGAAAGUAAUGGACACCUGUGGAUAUACCGUGAAAGAUUAUCUGGACUACUGGAUUGGGUGCAUUUCCUCACUCUCUAAAGGUCAGAAGACCACCUACCGUGUAAUGCUGGUUGGGACUUUUGCCAAAAGCUGCAGCAACGCUGAUGAGGCUUUGAGCAAUAUUUACAGUUACCUGCAAGAGAAUCUCCCACCUGCCGCACUUUAUGCUGAGAAAUUUGCUGUUGACAACUCAGUUGAUAGUGAUGAGGGAACAGGAUACACCGAGCUGCGUUCUGCCGUGGACAAGCUCUCCAUGCAAGUUGCGUUUGAAGACAAUGUUGUUGUGGGUCAUGCCAAACUGUACUAUCACAUCCUGCAGAGUACGGAAAAGUACCUGCUGUGUACGGAGAAGUACUUGCCAUGGUAUGAGAUCAUGGGCACGUCGCAAGGUUCAGAGGGGAGCGACACUGACAGGAAACUCCAAGUGCAGGCUGCACUCCAGGUUUUAAACUGCAUGAAGUUUGCCUACUUUUCUGACCCAAUCUUGAUUUUGGAUCCUCAGUGGCUCAUUGACCUCAUGGCCGCUCUGAUCCCAAUCAGUUGCGCACAACCAUUAAAGAUCCAAAUGGCACCCUUUCCCAUCCAACAUCAGUGGAUGAAACUGGUCAAUACCGGACAAUUUUCAGAAAGCCUGCUGGAAUAUAUUUGGCCCAGUGAAAUAUUGAAACUCAAGGACGAGCUGCUUGAUAUUAUGAAGAACCUGAAUCUGGUGGUGUUGGCUGAUCCCGUGUCCAACUGUUACCACCUGUGGUUCAAGCGGAAACAGAGGGAGGUCUUCUUGGGUCUCCAUGAAAACCAAGCCAUGGCUGCCUUCCGCAAAGACAUUUUUACAGAACUGAUACCACUGUUCCUGAAGGAAUGGCCCUACAUCGAAACCCUGGACACCACAUUUGUUCGACUCCAAAGGAAAAAGAAUACUGAUUACAAAGUACAUCUGGAAUUAAAGAACGAUCGGGUGCUGCUCGUGAAUAACAACGAGUUUGAACACGACGACUUUGUGUACAAAGUUGGUUCUAUUGUGAAGAGUAUGCAGAAGGACUAUCCCACCAUUUGUCUGUUUGUGGACGGAAAGCCCUAUAAAGCCGUUGAACUGUUCCUUCAGAUCAGAAAUAACAUAAAACAAAAAACAGAGAUGGUGUGUGUGGUUAAAAUCUUUCUGGAAGACCAGCCUGAAAAACAAAAGGAUAUUUUCUUCAGAGAUCAAUCAAUUGACAUCAGAUUUGACACAGCCACGGAACAUAUGGUGGAAAAGAUUGAAGAAAGAAUGCUGAUAAAAACUCUCGCAGAAUUCAACUGGUUCCAUGGGCCGACUGCGGAAGAAAUCUGUAAGAAAAGGCUUGAAUUUCUAUCAGCGGCACGUUGCUUUGCUAAAGGGAAGCAGCUGGGGAACGAGCUUUGUGAACUGCUGAGGAAGUUACACAGCAAUGACGUUGAGGCCAGAACAGUUGGCGAGAAGGUGGGAGAGAUCCUGCAGUGCUGCGUCAUCCAGUGCAUGUUAGACACGGCAGCCCAGCCCAUCGACCACAGGGACAUCCAAACUCUGGACACUUACCAACUGUUUCAGCAAGCUCAGCCCACUGUCCCAGAAAGUGCCAUACGUGACGUUCAGAAUCUUCAACGCCUGUCUGAUGGCUCCACCAUGUCCGAGGAUUUAAUAGAGAAAUUCACAAUUAGCAUUCACCGUCUCUUCUGGAUCGUCAUGCUGGUCUUUGUCAAGUGCAUCGAUGAAAAAACCUCCCAGGAAAAGUCCUUGGAGGAGAGAAUUAGUAACGUGUACUUUAAGACAUACCACCAGUUUAUCGAACAAGAGAAGGCGCUAGAUGCGCUGAGGAAUGAGGUUCACAAUUUGACCACAGCAAUUAACUCAACCUCGAAAAACAAAUCGUGCAGAGAUUGGUUGCACAAAAACUUCAGCAAAUUUGUCCAGACAAUGGGAGAAGGCGUUCACAACCCUGUAGUGGAUAAGCUUUAUGAGAAGCAUCUGAAUGAAGAGGAGGUGAACAAUAUCUCAUCUAGGAGGACCAGCCAAGAGAAGAAUCGUGAAUUACUGAGAGUCAUGCUUGACAAAGGAGAAGAUACUUGCAGAAUGUUCCUUCGCUUCUUCUGUUCCGAGGAUCCUUCCAACGAAAUAACUAGAAAGAUACAAACUGAAGUGAAUCUUGAACAUUCUGCAGAAGAAAUGGAUAAUGCAUAUUAUGCCAUGAGCAGUUGGAAUACAGAUUUGGCAUUCUGAGGCAAGGCUCUCGCUUAACCUUUCCCCCUGUUGCCAGCCGGGCAACCUCGGCAGCUUUUUAAGUUGCCAAAUGAGAGUUUAGGUGGUCAUUUAAGACGGCUUGCAUGAUGCGUGCGAUAAUGUGCUCGGACGAAGUGCGUAGUUACCAGUCAAAAUUAUGGUCAAUGAAGCAUUCACAUAUUAUUUCUGCUUCAAAUAAAGUCACAAACUAAACAUAUUCACCAAUCAAGACAUGAUACAUACCACAAUGACAUGUAGCAAAAUUACAAUACAGUAUCUCAUCUCCUUUUACACGUUGCAAUGAAUGCAAUUUCUAUUAUUUCUUUCCACUUCCAAACAAAAUUCUGGUUGGAUUAUUCAGCGUAUGAUUAACCUCAGUGAGACCAAGUGCAGGCUUGGCGAUCGCUUUGCACAACACCUACACUCAGUUUACAAUAACCAACCUGAUCUCCCGGUGGCUCAGCACUUCAACUCCCCCUCCCAUUCUGAAUCUGACCUUCCUGUCCUGGGCCUCCUCCAUGACCAGAGUGAGGCCCACCGUAAAUUGGAGGAACAGCACCUCAUAUUUUGCUUGGGUAGUUUACACCCCAGCGGUAUUGGCUUCUCCUAUUUCUGAUAGUCCUUGCUUUCUCCCUCCUUCCCCUCCCAUUCCCAGCUCUCCCACAGCCUACUGUCUCCGCC